AACUCAAUAUAUGCUCUUCCCUUCCUUUCUUCUCCCCACACCUCACUCUCUUCUCCAUUACUAUUCUGCUACCAAACAGUAAGUUAGACUACUUUCAGUACCUAAAAAACAAUGAGAAAUCAGCUUUUCUCCUCAAUCUUCCUUUUCUUGAUGUUUGUGUUCCUCUGUUGCUCAACCUCUUCCGCCCAAACGCCAUCACCCAGUCCAUCAGGUCCAACCAACAUCACAGCCAUCCUCGAAAAAGCUGGCCAGUUUACAACCUUUAUUAAGCUAAUGAUGAGCACCCAAGAAGCUAGUCAAAUCAACACACAACUUAACAAUUCAAAUCAAGGACUUACAGUAUUUGCACCACCAGAUAAUGCCUUUGCUAACCUUAAAGCAGGCACAUUAAAUUCCCUCACUGAUCAAGAAAAAGUCCAGUUGAUGCAAUUUCACAUCCUUCCUACUUUCAUUUCCAUGUCUCAGUUCCAAACUGUGAGUAAUCCUUUGCGUACACAGGCAGGUAACAGCGCCAAUGGCGAGUUCCCAUUAAAUGUGACAACAUCAGGAAACCAAGUGAAUGUAACAACAGGUGUUGAUACUGCAACUGUGGCUAACACUAUAUAUACUGAUGGCUCAUUAGCUGUGUAUCAGGUUGACAAGGUACUUCUUCCACUAGACCUUUUCAGUUCGCCAGCAGCGCCUGCUCCUGCACCUUCAGAGCCUAAGAAGGUUAUUCAAGGAAAAGCUCCCGCAGCAACAACUGCUGAUGUUACCCCUGCUGAUUCUUCAUCUGCUACUGCCACAGUGGUAUCAUUUGCUGUUGCAUUUAUUGCUGCAAUUUCCUUGAAGCUAUGAGUUUUUGUUUUGGAGAACAAAGGGUUCUUGUUUUUCCAGUCUCAUGAUUUGAGAUGAGUUGGGUCAUUCUUCAAGUACUCUCCUUUUUCUUAUCUUCCAUAUAAAAUGUACCAUGCUUCCCUGAGAUUUUUCUUCCUCUCGAUUUUGUGUUUUAUUUGUUCGUCAUUUCAUUGGAAUUCCUCUUCUCUGUAGAUACAUUCUGUAGUUUCUUCCUUUUUUUUUAUUUUUGGUUUCAGCCCGUGAUGUAACCUAAAGAAUUCAAAUAAAAUUCUUUCUAUUUUAUUUGAUAAUGAA
Molecule: messenger RNA, 1131 nt
Organism: Ricinus communis (castor bean)
Lineage: Eukaryota; Viridiplantae; Streptophyta; Magnoliopsida; Malpighiales; Euphorbiaceae
Product: fasciclin-like arabinogalactan protein 11
Exons: 1
Coding region: 112-837 (241 amino acids)
Source: RefSeq, a predicted model, not a curated record